GGAUUAAAAGAUUAACAAACAGUCACAAACCAUGGGUGGACAUUUUUUUGGCAGUACAUGGCAAUGAGGUGGUAAAAAAAUGAUAGAUUUUGGAGAUGAAUAUAUCUAUACUAUUAUAAACCAUAGCAAUGAUUUUUGGCGUGAUGUUUUUCAAUCAUGGUUAACAAUGAUUCGAGCAAUGGAUGAAAAGUAUUCCAUGCAAAAACUCAAUUCUAUUCCAGUAUGGCAAAACACAAAUAUGUGUGUUGGUAAUAAAGACAUUUAUGUUAAAACAUGGUAUCAACAUGGUGUGAAAAUAAUUGGAGACUUUUUAGAUGAAGAUGGAAAUUUUUUAUUACUACAAGAUUUUUCACAAAAAUUUAGACUAGCAAAUGUAUGUACAAUGCAAUACAACAGUAUUACCAGUACUAUAUCUAAGUUUUUAAAGACUUUGUCUGUUAAGAGAUCAGAUGUUAAAAAAAAUUGUACACCAUUUAUUCCUUUUUACUUUGAAUUUAUACUGUUGAAUGAUAAAUGUUCCAAAGUGUUAUAUGAUAUGAUAAAUAGUAAUGAUCUCAUACCCAAAUCAAUUCAAAAAUGGAACACUGAAUUAUCUGUACAUUUAGAAGGCAAUGUUUCUGUUAAAGAGCUGUUUAAAGCUUGUUUUAAAACAAGUACUGAUACCCAAGUUCAGUGGUUGCAGUACCGAAUCCUUUACAAGCUUCUUCCUACGAAAUAUUACCUCAAGAAAAUCAGUAUAAUUUCAGAUGACUGUUGUUCGUUUUGUAAAGAAAAUGUAGAAACAAUGCAACAUAUGUUUAUGUCUUGUUCUUAUACUUUAGCACUUUGGAAUAAUCUUAGCAUGCAUAUUUUCAGAAAAACAUCAAAAAGAAUUGGUUUCAAUGUCAGUAAUGUUAUUUUUGGUGAAACGCCUCGCAGUUUGUGUAAUAAAGUUGUUAAUUUCAUAAUUCUGUAUACCAAACAAUAUGUUUUCAAUUGUUCAAAACAAAACAAAAUUCCUCAUAUUACUGGGCUGAUACAUUAUCUUUCUUUCAAAUACAAAGUUGAAAAAUUUAUAGCAAUUAAAUCAUGUGAAGUUUUGAAAUUUGACAGACUUUGGGAAAACUGGAAAAUUAUUUUUGAUCUGUAACCUAGAAUAAGAAGUAUUCAACCAAUAAAGCUGAACUAGUAGUGUGAAAGAGUGUGAGAAUGUAUAAAAUGAUUAAUAUGUAUCUUCAUUACUAUUACUGAUGAUUAUGUGAAUAUGGAAAAAGAAUAAAUAAAAAAAAAAAGAAGAUACAUACCAAUCUUUAUGAAUUUUUACUGGUAAAUCAUUCAAAUUGACUGCAUGUAGACGGGCCCCACUCCCAAUUUAAUUAGAAUUUGAUUUUAGAUUCGCAUACUCGCUACACUAGCAUCUAGAGUCUCGUCAGAGAUCAAUCUCGAAAUAGUGACCAUCUCAAAGGAUCUCACUUAAAUUAGCAAAAUUCAUGUAAGAUUGUUCUAAAAUAUUGUUUUCAGAGAGGACCAUUCUGUACUCAGCAAAGAUGUAUGGGUGAAGUUUGAGUCUGGUAAAGACAAGGGGAGAGAAAUAUGCUCGAAAAGAGGAUUUUACACAAAUUCGCCUGUGACCUUGAUCUAGAAAAUUGGUUCAUAGUCACUGCUCAUCACCCACCCAUGGACACUCUAUGGGUGAGGUUUGAGCCCGACUGUGACAAGGGUAGAAAAAAUAUGCUCCAGACAAAGAUCUUACACAGAAAAGGGCAGCCAGAAUCAUAUUGAAUGUGAAAGUAACUCAGACUUCUACGGUUGAUAUUUUUAAUGUUCUUAAAUGGUUGCCUGUUCAUGAUUAUUUUAGUGCUUGCUUUUAAGGUUCUUAAAAAUAUGUCACCAGAAUACUAGUAUAUGAACGUUUUUAGCUUUGUCAGCCAAGUUAGUUCCAGAACAACAAGAAGUAGCGAUACUGGCAUUUUGUAUUAACCAAAAGUUCGAACUGAAUAUUAUAAACGGUCUUUUAAGGUAUCCUCCACCAUUUUAUGGAAUCAGUUGCCCGCGUCUGUCAGAAGCUGUGGUUCUAUUACAUCUUUUAAAUCGGCACAUUUGCAACACUAUUACUCAAAUACGUGAUAUAUAGAUAUAUAUAUGUUUAUUUUUCCAAGUGAUAUCGUGUGUAUAUUUUAUGUAUAUACUUUAUAUUAUGUUAUCUAUUUUUCUAUUCUCUCAUUUAUCUGUCUGUGAAUAUGUUUUAUACCGGACCACAAUGUAAAAUAGUCAUUUGUACUAAUUGUGCUAUCCUGUCUAAGUAAAGAAUUUAUUAUUAUCAUUAUAACACACUUUGAAUGAAAGUGUAACACACAACAACGUCCA
Ostrea edulis (European flat oyster) is the source of this 2346-nucleotide messenger RNA. RefSeq lists its product as uncharacterized. The transcript has 2 exons. The record is from RefSeq and is a predicted model, not a curated record. Bases 80 to 1129 code for a protein of 349 amino acids. NCBI's taxonomy places the organism in Eukaryota, Metazoa, Mollusca, Bivalvia, Ostreida, Ostreidae.